This is a messenger RNA of Closterium sp. Naga37s-1, 1125 nucleotides long. The record is from the annotation of a GenBank genome assembly. NCBI's taxonomy places the organism in Eukaryota, Viridiplantae, Streptophyta, Zygnematophyceae, Desmidiales, Closteriaceae.
AUGCUGGCAAGCAGUUUCUGUCAAAAGGAGCGCAACAGGGGAGCCCAAUCCACCAACUGGGCGAGCGUCGAUAGGGAGACGAGGCGCGAGGCAACGGGAGAGGCGGUGACUGUGCCGCCCCACGUGCUGCCGUGGCUCUUUGCCAGCGCCGCUGCCAGCCUGCACCACGCCUGCCACCUGGGUGUGCUCUCCAGUCAAACCAGUCGCAAGGCGACACGGGCGUGGGAGUACCACCUCUGUGACGCCCCUCCGCUACGCCGCCCAUCCACAUCGCCACAGCCACCAUCGGAGCACCAGUCAGCGGCACAGCGAGUGCCAGCGCAGUCAGGCCAGCCCACACAGCCCCAGUCUUCGUCUCUCGGCCGCCCCUCAUCACUGCUGGCAGACAAGACCGCACCGCCAUCCCUUCACUCUUACCCGCUUACUCUCGUCUACAUCGCCGAUACGAAGCUGCUGCCACCCCACCGCCCUCCUUCUACCUCUGCCUCUGCAGCCACUCCUUCCUGUCUUCUGUCGCUGCUCCAUCUCCUACUGCUGCAUCUGUUGGCUCUGACAACAUGCCCGCUCUACGCACUUCUGUCCGACUCCCGGCACAUCAUUACGCCACACCCCUCGCUCAUCCUCUUCGAAGCUGGUCGACAUAACGCUUCUGGGAGAGCGUCAAGAAAUGCUGCGGGGAAGGCCAGUGGGGACCUGCAGGGUGUGUCAGAUGCGAGCGGAUUGGCUGACACAGAGGCUGGUACAGAUGAGUUUUAUACGUCGGAAGAGGACGUGGAGGAGCUGAAUGGCAUGCUGAAGAGACGGGGCGUUGCUGUUGACGCGAGGCACUUGGAUGCCAUUGUGGAUGAGUAUGGAUGGACUGUGCUGCAGUUGCUGCUCGCGACGGGGAUCUACUUGUGGUGGGUUCCCGGUAUCCCCUGCUUCUACUAUCAUUCCCUCCCCCGCCUCCCCCUUCCCCCUUCUCCACUGCUUCCUCCAAUUGUCGCCUUGCCCGCUCCCCCCUUUGCACCGCUCCUCCCUUGCCCCGUUCCCCCAGGGACUCCUCUGCACGACGCUGUGAGGCAGCAGCAGUGGGGUGCAGUGGAGUGGCUGGCGCAGCAGGGAAUAGACCCCCACAAGGUGUAG